Rhizopus microsporus ATCC 52813 is the source of this 1245-nucleotide messenger RNA. RefSeq names its product putative PEP8-vacuolar protein sorting/targeting protein. NCBI's taxonomy places the organism in Eukaryota, Fungi, Mucoromycota, Mucoromycetes, Mucorales, Rhizopodaceae. The coding region runs from base 101 to 1030 and encodes 309 amino acids. The record is from RefSeq and is a predicted model, not a curated record. The transcript is spliced from 10 exons. Gene Ontology annotation, biological process: retrograde transport, endosome to Golgi; intracellular protein transport. Gene Ontology annotation, cellular component: retromer complex; endosome.
AAAACGGAGAUUGAAUCAGCCAAACUCACUGCUGUACAAAUUAAGAGUUUCUUUUCAGCUGUUCUAUUUUUAUACAAACACAAAACACACUCACGCAUACAUGUCAAUGGCUAGUCUUUUUGGAUUAUCUCCCUCUUUGGACAUUGAAGUCAAGUUUAAUAAUGAAGAGGAGAGAAAGCAUUUGGAAGUUAAGGUAGAGAAAGACAGAAAGGAGAGCUAUCCUCUAUAUCUCGACGGUGAAACUGUAUCUGGAAAGAUUAAUAUAAACUUGAGAGAUGGCAAAAAGAUUGAGCAUAAUGGAAUAAAAGUGGAAUUUGUUGGCUGCAUAGAGCUCUAUUAUGAUAAGGGAAAAUCGCACGAAUUUUUGACUCUCUCUCAAGAGCUUGCAGCUCCUGGAGAGCUGCGUCAAAAUGCCGCGUUUGACUUUGAAUUCAAAAACGUUGAAAAGCAAUAUGAAUGCUAUAAUGGUAUCAAUGUAAAAUUAAGAUAUUUUGUUCGAGUCACAGUAUCUCGUCGCUUGGCUGAUAUUGUUCGUGAAAGGGACAUUUGGGUGAACUCUUACAGAAUGCCUACUGAAGUUAAUAAUUCCAUUAAAAUGGAAGUUGGUAUUGAAGACUGUCUUCAUAUCGAAUUUGAAUAUAACAAGUCCAAAUACCAUUUGAAGGAUGUCAUUGUUGGAAAGAUUUACUUUUUAUUAGUUCGUAUCAAGAUCAAAACGAUGGAGCUUUCGAUCAUUAGACGUGAAACAACUGGUGCAAUGCCUAAUGUGUAUAACGAAAGCGAGACUAUCACCAAAUUUGAAAUAAUGGAUGGUGCACCUGUGAGAGGCGAGACAAUUCCUAUUCGUUUAUUCCUUGGUGGAUUUGAGUUAACACCUACAUUCAGAGAUGUCAACAAGAAGUUCUCGACUAGAUAUUACUUGAAUUUAGUAUUGAUUGAUGAAGAAAAUCGUCGUUAUUUCAAACAACAAGAAAUUACAUUGUUCAGACGCAAAGUUGAUGAUGGAUAUCCACCAGAUGAUGAAGAAUAAAUAUAGAUAUAGAUGCUGCAAACUGUAUUUUAGGAGUAUUAUUUUUUCUUCACAAAAACCGCUAUCUAACACACAAUCUAUGAUUCCCUUUUAUUAUUUGCACGAAAUCUAUACUUAUUUCUGCAUCAUUCUUCACCUAUGUAGUAAUUAUUAAACUUGCUUUAGCUCUCAUAAGCCCUGAUGUAUUGCUUUCAAAGAGGUAUUACUUCCACUUU